AGACAAAAGCAGCAAAGAUGUCGAAGCUUGCAGUGGUUAUCAUUCUCUUCCUUAGCCUUUCGGCGUAUGUGGCAAACGCCCAGGUGGGAUGGGAUAAUGGCGGUGAUGGUAUGGCAAGGCCCAAAUUCCGCGCCAUUAUUGCAAUGGUGUUCGUGAACUUCUUGAGAGGGCUCGUUACACAGCUGCAAGUUUUCCUGACCAUGACGCGCGCCUGCGGUUCGCUGCUUUCGCUGCCUUUCAGGGUCAUCAUGGAACUGACGCAGAAUAUACUAACCAUGAGCUCCAGAAUUCUAGGCAUAUGCCCUAUUGGCUCCGAUGGAGGUCCAGCACCAGCAUCGAGCUGCACCACCCUUGUGAGCAACAGCAUGCCCAUGUUCGUCCAGCUGUUCAGCAGGGGUGUUAAGGAGCUGUUCAAUCCCGCUCCUCUUGGCAUGUCGGAGUGCGAACGCAAGAGUCGCCAGCAAAUUACUCCUAUAAUGCAAGAGGCAAACCAAUUCGUUAACAAGAGCUAAUUUUAUUGCAGUUCUUCAAGUGCAUCGCGCAUAUGUAUAGCAAAUCCUCAUGGUUUUGCCAAAUAAAAACGCAUGCAACAAAUCAAAA
This is a messenger RNA of Drosophila busckii, 600 nucleotides long. Its product is annotated as maker683. Lineage: Eukaryota; Metazoa; Arthropoda; Insecta; Diptera; Drosophilidae. The transcript is spliced from 2 exons. The coding region runs from base 18 to 512 and encodes 164 amino acids. The record is from RefSeq and is a predicted model, not a curated record.